Ailuropoda melanoleuca (giant panda) is the source of this 3098-nucleotide messenger RNA. RefSeq names its product calpain 1 (gene CAPN1). Gene Ontology annotation, biological process: proteolysis. The coding region runs from base 228 to 2375 and encodes 715 amino acids. The record is from RefSeq and is a predicted model, not a curated record. Gene Ontology annotation, molecular function: calcium ion binding; calcium-dependent cysteine-type endopeptidase activity. The transcript has 22 exons. Lineage: Eukaryota; Metazoa; Chordata; Mammalia; Carnivora; Ursidae. Gene Ontology annotation, cellular component: cytoplasm.
CCGGGUUAAAAAUACCCCCGGCCCGGCCCUCCUCCGCGCUCCUCCUCCCCCUCCCCCGCGGUGCCCUUCCGUCUGGGCCGCAGCGGCCCCUCCCGGGGCACAGCUCUCCCUUUCACUAAUUUGUCCCUUCGCGGAGUUGGCGGCGGAGGGAGGGGCGGGGAGACACCCGGAGGGAGAUAGUCGGAGAAGGUGCAGACGAGAUAAGGGAGAGCGGAGAGGAAGCGGGGAUGGCUGAGGAGAUCAUCACCCCCGUGUACUGCACGGGGGUGUCCGCACAAGUGCAGAAGCAGCGGGCCAAGGAGCUGGGCCUUGGCCGCCAUGAAAACGCCAUCAAGUACAUGGGCCAGGACUAUGAGCAGCUGCGGGCUCAUUGCCUGCAGAGUGGGGCCCUCUUCCGUGAUGAGGCUUUCCCCCCGGUGCCCCAGAGCCUAGGCUACAAGGACCUGGGCCCCAACUCCUCCAAAACCUAUGGCAUCAAGUGGAAACGUCCCACGGAGCUGCUCUCAAACCCCCAGUUCAUUGUGGAUGGAGCCACCCGCACAGACAUCUGCCAGGGAGCACUGGGGGACUGUUGGCUCCUGGCUGCCAUUGCCUCCCUCACCCUCAAUGACACGCUUCUGCAUCGAGUGGUACCACACGGCCAAAGCUUCCAGAAUGGCUAUGCCGGCAUCUUCCAUUUCCAGCUGUGGCAGUUUGGGGAAUGGGUGGACGUGGUCGUGGAUGACCUGCUGCCCAUCAAGGACGGGAAGCUGGUGUUUGUGCACUCCGCCCAAGGCAAUGAGUUCUGGAGUGCCCUGCUCGAGAAGGCCUAUGCCAAGGUGAAUGGCAGCUACGAGGCCCUCUCUGGGGGCAGUACUUCAGAGGGCUUCGAGGACUUCACAGGCGGGGUCACUGAGUGGUAUGAGCUGCGCAAGGCACCCAGCGACCUCUACCAAAUCAUCCUCAAGGCCCUGGAGCGGGGGUCCCUCCUGGGCUGCUCCAUUGACAUCUCCAGCGUUCUGGAUAUGGAGGCCGUCACCUUCAAGAAGCUGGUGAAGGGCCAUGCCUACUCUGUGACAGGGGCCAAGCAGGUGAACUACCAGGGCCAGAUGGUGAGCCUGAUCCGGAUGCGGAAUCCCUGGGGCGAGGUGGAGUGGACGGGAGCCUGGAGUGACGGCUCCUCGGAGUGGAACAGUGUGGACCCUUACGAGCGGGAGCAGCUCCGGGUCAAGAUGGAGGAUGGAGAGUUCUGGAUGUCCUUCCGAGACUUCAUGCGUGAGUUCACCCGCCUGGAGAUCUGCAACCUGACGCCCGAUGCGCUCAAGAGCCGGUCGAUCCGCAAAUGGAACACCACACUCUAUGAGGGGACCUGGCGGCGGGGGAGCACCGCGGGCGGCUGCAGGAACUACCCAGCCACCUUCUGGGUCAAUCCCCAGUUCAAGAUCCGGCUGGAGGAGACCGAUGAUGCGGACGACGACUACGGGGGUCGCGAGUCAGGCUGCAGCUUCGUUCUAGCCCUCAUGCAGAAGCACCGUCGCCGGGAGCGCCGCUUUGGCCGCGACAUGGAGACCAUUGGCUUCGCCGUCUACGAGGUCCCUCCGGAGCUGGUGGGCCAGUCGGCCGUGCACCUGAAGCGGGACUUCUUCCUGGCUAACUCGUCGCGGGCGCGCUCGGAGCAGUUCAUCAACCUGCGUGAGGUCAGCACGCGCUUCCGCUUGCCGCCCGGGGAGUACGUGGUGGUGCCCUCCACUUUCGAGCCCAACAAGGAGGGGGACUUCGUGCUGCGUUUCUUCUCCGAGAAGAGCGCCGGGACCCAGGAGCUGGAUGACCAGAUCCAGGCCAAUCUCCCCGAUGAGCAAGUGCUCUCAGAAGAGGAGAUCGACGAGAACUUCAAGGCCCUCUUCAGGCAGCUGGCCGGGGAGGACAUGGAGAUCAGCGUCAAGGAGCUGCAGACCAUCCUGAACAGGAUCAUCAGCAAACACAAGGAUCUGCGUACCAAGGGCUUCAGCCUGGAGUCGUGCCGCAGCAUGGUGAAUCUCAUGGACCGGGACGGCAACGGGAAGCUGGGCCUGGUGGAGUUCAACAUCCUGUGGAACCGGAUCCGGAAUUACCUGUCCAUCUUCCGGAAGUUCGACUUGGACAAGUCGGGCAGCAUGAGUGCGUACGAGAUGCGGAUGGCCAUCGAGUCUGCAGGCUUCAAGCUCAACAAGAAGCUCUAUGAGCUCAUCAUCACCCGCUACUCGGAGCCGGACCUGGCCGUGGACUUCGACAACUUCGUGUGUUGCCUGGUGCGGCUGGAGACCAUGUUCCGGUUUUUCAAAACUCUGGACACAGAUCUGGAUGGCGUCGUGACCUUUGACUUGUUUAAGUGGUUACAGCUGACCAUGUUUGCAUGAGGCAGGGGCUCGGCCCCUUGCUGUGCUCCUCUUCCCUCCUCUGCCAAGCCACGCCUUCCCGCCACGCCACCGCAGGCCACACGAGCUGCAAGUGCCUUCCUCGGAGCAGGAGGCGGCCUUGUCCUCCUGUCCCCUCUCCUCCCUGCUGCCGCAGUUCCUCUGCCUUGCGCAGAGCCGUGUGGCCUUCCCUGCCUUCGCCAGCCAUGAUGGGCUCGGGGGGACGCCCCCACCCCUCGCGUCGCCAAACGAGGAAGGCAGCUUUCGCUUGUUCCCGCCUCAGGAUGGGGCUCCAGGGGUUGCCAAUGGCCCCAGGCCUCCCCGCAUCCCGAUGUGUCCUCUCCCCUCGCUCCAGAGGCCACCCACCUAGCCUCCCCGCCUGGCCUCACCUGCAGACUCUAAAACAGAACCACUAGCUCUGCACAGUCUACGAUCCAGAUGUGCAGGGGAAUGCCCGUUCCCUCCUGUGCAGACGCCGGAGCCCCUCGCCUCCGUGGCCGGCCCCCCCCCAGCCCUGCCCCACCUGCCAAUCAGGAGUCGCCUGGACUGAGGGGUCGUCAGGUGCUCCCUCCCGUGCUCCCUCCUUUUUUAUAUUGGUGAUUUUAAAGGGGACUCUUCAGGGACUGGUGUACCAGUAACGGGUGCCAGAGGUACCUGGGUGUGGGGUGGGGUGGGGUCUCACGUUUCCAUGCCGAGAAACCCCAAACAAUAAAGGAAAAGGUCCCA